AGAAAAGGAAAGAAGGAAAUCGAUGUAACGCUGAGGUCUGUCGGUACAGAUAGUACUUGAACAUCUAACAUUCGUUGUGAUUUUGUUAGAAGAAAAAGUAUGUGAAUUUAUAACCAAUCUAUAGAGAAUUUCGUAAGCCGUCGAAGAAUACUUGUUACUAGGCCGAGAAAUACGGGGCGGGGCGACUUUUGACGGAAAUUCUCAGAUCGGCUAAACGGAACUACAUACAUAUUUGAACAUGAUAGUGGAAAGUGUUAGCGGCCGACAGAAAGUAGCUGCUGAUCGUGGGUUUGUUAAAACACCGGUCAACAGAAUUUCUACGCGAUGUGUAAGACUAAAAUUUGCAAUCCAGAUUAAACAGGAUGCUGUGGGAUCGCAUGUAAAGUGGUUGGAAUAGAAACGAUCGAACUAGCGCACUCGAGAAUAGCAUACCGUAGGAACGAUGCAAAAUUGUGGCGACGACGAUGGCUGUAACGAGGUCGUCUAUAAGGAUGUGGUCAUUAUAGGAAACGGACCCAGCGGAAUAUGCCUGUCUUACAUGCUCACCGGAAAUUGGCCUUAUUACACCGGCGAGCCGCAUCCCGGAGACGAGAUGUUGACGGCGCGACUACACCUAAGCACAAGGUCCGGGAAGGACGAAUGUUGCGACGAUACGGGCCAAGAAAUGGGAAAUGAAAGGGUGGAGGACCGAUGGCGGCGACGGCAACCGCCGUCUUCACCUCGGGACGGCGUUAAAUCGAAAGCAUGCGAUGGGAAGGGAUUGGCUGGCAGCACGAGAUGCAAACUCGAAUGCCUGUCUUCUGGAUUGGAGGGUAGACUCGGUGGCCGGCCGUUGGCCCUUCUCAUGGAUCAACUUCAACACCCCUGCGUAGACGCUGGCCUCGAUGUUCCUUCGUUGCUCACGUGGAAAUCCAUUGAGCAGCACCCUGAGCAUAAACUGAUAGAUCACGUUGUACUCGGCAAGGGGCCACCCGGUGGUUCGUGGCAGUCGAUGGAUCCAAACGUGUUGACCAUCAGCUUGAACCGAUGGAUGUCGUUGCCCGAUUUAGACAUAAGGCAAUGGGAAAUGUUGAUCGUCGAGUCUGAACAUCUUCGGAAAACAAAUUCAACGAAGCGUGAUCCGUGCCCGCGUUACACGUUCCAAGAAAGACCGAGUGCCUGUAAGACGACUAGCAGAAUUUCCGUUGGCACAGUGGCUGCCUAUUACAAAGACUAUGUACGCAAAAAGGGGUUGAAGCAGUAUUUUCGUUGCGGGACCGUAGUCACCUCGGUGAGACCAACUUCCUCCUCGGAUCAUCAGCAUCAAGAUGAUCAUUACGGAUGGAUAGUGGACGGUUUCGAGAGGCAGACCGGAAAACCGUUCCGCUAUCGAUGCAAAAGAGCUAUUCUCGCUACCGGUACGAUCGAUCUGUCCAACAGGUUAGGUAUACCUGGCGAAAAUUCCCACCCUGAUUGGAUAACGCACGAUCUAAACGAGCUAGAAUCGAGACUGGAUUGUCUGAUCGAGGAGCAACACGACGACGUAAACGAACUGGAAGAGCGACGGCGACGAGUUCCUGAUCCGGUACUUGUGAUCGGUGCUGGUUUGAGCGCCGCGGAUGCGAUCGUGGCAGCGCGGUUUCGGGGCAUUCCCGUGUUGCACGUGUUCCGGGACACGUCUAACGAGUGGAACAAAUCCCCUGACGAGAAGAUACGCACUGCCUACGAGAAAUUGCAAGGACUUCCCAGCUCCAUGUAUCCUGAAUAUCAUAAGGUGUAUGAAAUGAUGGCCGACGGUGGUACCAAUUAUCCUCUGUACAGGGCGCUACCGGGUUACACGCUGCUCGGCUUCACCGACAGUGCAACUGAUCUCAUCUCCUCAGACAUUACCCCAUCCAAUAAACAACGAAUGGUCACUCUUUCGGCUCCGAACGGACGCGUAUGCUCGUUCCACGUUUCUGCCGUGGCUAUACUAAUCGGUUAUAAGCCUGACCUGUCCUAUUUGGAGGCCAACGGUAUGGGACUUGGAAAAUUCCCCGACAAACCCAUUGACGGUAAAUCCAAUCCAAUCGAAGUCGAUGAUUUUACUUAUGAAGUGAUUAAAGCUCCAAGAAAUGGACUUUACGCGUUAGGUUCUUUGGUCGGCGAUAAUUUCGUACGUUACAUACUAGGUGGAGCAUUUGGGAUUUUAGUUCACAUCCUCACCACUUCCUCCUCGUCUUCUACUACCUGAAACGACACGAAAUUUUCUAUACGACGUCGUCGUCGUCGUCGUC
Molecule: messenger RNA, 2255 nt
Organism: Habropoda laboriosa
Lineage: Eukaryota; Metazoa; Arthropoda; Insecta; Hymenoptera; Apidae
Product: oxidative stress-induced growth inhibitor 2-like
Exons: 7
Coding region: 443-2212 (589 amino acids)
Source: RefSeq, a predicted model, not a curated record